CAUGGGCUCAAUCGGGAAAUCGUCGAUGUUGUGGAGAUGCACCACUAUGUAGAACUUGAAGAGAUGGUACACCAAGCCAUCAAGGUGGAACAACAACUCAAGCAAAGAGGACAUUUGAGGAAGACUUCUAACUCGUCGGCAUUCGUUCCAUGGAAGAACAACCCUAAGAAAGACACCCCUACUACAUCAAGAUUCAAGCAGGCAAAUCCUAAACAUGAUGACAAAGUUGCUACCAAAAAGGUACAGCCUGAACCCAAUUCUUCAAGAAAUCGUGAUAUAAAGUGUUUCAAGUGCCAAGGAAAAGGACACAUAGCAAGUGAGUGUCCUAACCGACGUACAAUGAUCUUCAACAAUCAUGGAGAGUUGGAAACCGAGGAAGAAAUCACCGACAAAGAGGAAUCAUCAAAAGAAGAUGGUGAUGGAGAGUAUGCCGAAGAAGGAGAAUUGCUUGUUACUAGAAGAACCCUUAGUGCCCAGAUGUUGGAGGAAGAUAAUUGCCAAAGAGAAAACCUGUUCCAUACACGCUGUCAAGUUCAUGGAAAGGUAUGUAGUAUGAUUAUUGAUGGUGGAAGUUGUUGCAAUGUGGCAAGUACUGAAUUGGUUCAAAAAUUAAGUCUACCUACUUUCAAGCACCACCGCCCGUACAAGCUUCAAUGGUUGAAUGAGUGUGGAGAGCUGAAGGUGACCAAGCAAGUAAAGGUAUUUUUUUCAAUUGGAAGAUAUAAGGAUGAGGUUUUAUGUGAUGUUGUACCAAUGAAAGCAUGCCACAUACUGUUGGGAAGACCAUGGCAGUUUGAUAGGCAUGAUUAUGAAGAUGUCUUUCCGGAUGAGAUGCCACCAGGUUUGCCACCCAUUCGAGGGAUAGAACAUCAAAUUGACUUCAUUCCGGGAGCAUCCUUGCCAAACCGCCCAGCAUAUCGUACCAAUCCCGAAGAAACCAAAGAGAUUCAAAGGCAAAUCCAAGAAUGGAUGGCCAAAGGUUAUGUGAAGGAGAGCCUUAGUCCUUGUGCAGUUCCGGUGUUGCUCGUACCUAAGAAGGAUGGCACAUGGCGGAUGUUUAUUUUCCUUGGUUUUGUUGUAAGUAGUGAAGGAAACACAGUUGACGAAGAAAAGGUCAAAGCUAUUCAAGAUUGGCCAACCCCCACCACUAUUGGAGAAGUGAGGAGCUUUCACGGCCUUGCAAGCUUUUAUAGGCGAUUUGUGAAGGACUUUAGCACCAUGGCAGCCCCAUUGAACGAGUUAACCAAGAAAAAUGUUCCAUUCAAGUGGGGAAACGCACAAGAGAAAGCCUUUCAAGCUAUAAAAGAGAAGCUUACCCAUGCACCUUUGCUAGCCCUUCCCGACUUUGGUAAGACUUUUGAAAUUGAAUGUGAUGCAAGUGGGAUUGGCAUAGGAGGAGUUCUUAUGCAAGGAGGUAGGCCGGUUGCAUAUUUCAGUGAUAAAUUAAGUGGGCCAACACUUAAUUACCCUACAUAUGACAAGGAGCUUUAUGCAUUGGUUAGAGUAUUGGAAAAUUGGCAACAUUAUUUGUGGCCAAAAGAGUUUGUAAUACAUUCUGAUCAUGAAGCACUCAAGUAUAUUAAAAGUCAAAGCAAGCUUAGCCGUCGACAUGCAAAGUGGGUAGAGUUUAUUGAGUCAUUUCCAUAUGUGAUCAAGCACAAGAAAGGUAAGGAGAACAUUGUUGCUGAUGCACUUUCAAGAAGGCAUGAUGGAUUUUUAUUUCGAGCCAACCAGCUUUGUGUUCCUAAUUGUUCUAUUCGUUCAUUAUUGUUAAAGGAAGCACAUACUGGGGGUUUGAUGGGUCACUUUGGUAUUUCUAAAACUUUGGGAGUCUUGAGUGAACACUUUUAUUGGCCAAAGAUGCGUAGAGAUGUUGAAAAGUUUGUGGGAAAAUAUUGUCAUAAGGCAAAGUCAAAGCUUAAUCCCCAUGGAUUGUACAUGCCCCUCCCUAUUCCUAGU
This is a messenger RNA of Sesamum indicum (sesame), 1959 nucleotides long. NCBI's taxonomy places the organism in Eukaryota, Viridiplantae, Streptophyta, Magnoliopsida, Lamiales, Pedaliaceae. The record is from RefSeq and is a predicted model, not a curated record.